Molecule: messenger RNA, 561 nt
Organism: Cantharellus anzutake
Lineage: Eukaryota; Fungi; Basidiomycota; Agaricomycetes; Cantharellales; Hydnaceae
Exons: 3
Coding region: 1-561 (186 amino acids)
Source: RefSeq, a predicted model, not a curated record
AUGACGGAGACCGAACAGCAACGGCAUGAGCUGAGGCUUCCAUAUUUCGCUCGUCCUAGAGCCUUUCCGAAUUGUCUGCUACAGAUCGGGGUUCAGCUGUUAGCUAUAUUGGAUCCAAUUAGCUCUAUUGUUGGUUUCUCUGAAGAAAGCUGUGGCUUGGAACGUUCCUCGCCAACUUCCUCAGAGGACCCAAAGGGUGUCAAAUUCUAUCAUGCAACGACGAAAGAGUUCAUUGCGGGGGAUCCGAUUGGUAACGAGAAUGACAGAGUAUUCUUUAUCAAUGAUGUGAACAAGUAUUUCCUCGGACCACGGCUCCUCCGAUUUUUCAAUAACAGUUGUGAGCGGGAUGUGUUUGGGGAGCCUGCCAUUCUUCUCCCUUUAGGAGACAAACGAAAAUGGGACGAUUUUAUGGAGAGAGAACUUCAUAGCCCCCAGCAUCUCCGAUAUACUCGUCCUCGUCGACAUUUAUUGAAACACUUGGCGGCGCGCUCCUUCCAUUUCUCGAUAAUGAAUUGCGAUUCAUUCAAGCUCCGAGAGAAGCUCAAGAAGAAUCGCGCAUAA